Cyprinus carpio (common carp) is the source of this 1096-nucleotide messenger RNA. It is a transcript of the gene mipepb, whose product is annotated as mitochondrial intermediate peptidase b. Gene Ontology annotation, molecular function: metalloendopeptidase activity. Gene Ontology annotation, cellular component: mitochondrion. The record is from RefSeq and is a predicted model, not a curated record. Gene Ontology annotation, biological process: peptide metabolic process. Lineage: Eukaryota; Metazoa; Chordata; Actinopteri; Cypriniformes; Cyprinidae.
GAUGUAUUAAUGUAGAUGGGCAGCUGUAUUUACUGUUUCUUGUGCUGCCAGCAGGCUGUGGUCCAUGAAACAGAGGGAGUGCUGGGAUACAUCUACUGUGAUUUCUUCCGCAGACUUGAUAAACCUCACCAGGAUUGUCACUUCACCAUCCACGGUGGGCGGCUGAGGGAUGAUGGUGUUUACCAGCUGCCUGUUGUGGUGCUGAUGCUGAGUUUACCUCCACCCAGUGGCAGAACCCCAUCUCUGCUUACCCCUUCUAUGGUGGAGAACCUCUUCCAUGAGAUGGGACAUGCCAUGCACUCCAUGUUAGGCAGGACACACUAUCAGCACGUCACAGGAACCAGGUGCUCCACAGACUUUGCUGAAGUCCCGUCCAUUCUGAUGGAGUAUUUCGCCUCAGAUUAUCGAGUUUUGAGCCAGUUUGCGCGACAUUAUCAGACUGGAGAGCCUCUUCCGGAGAGCUUAGUGUCCCGUUUAUUUGAGUCUAAGUGGGUUUGUAGUGCUGCUGAUACUCAGCUACAGAUUUUCUAUGCAGCUUCGGACCAGGUUUAUCAUGGAAUACCACAAUACAGAUCAACCACUGACAUCCUCAGAGAAAUCUUACCAUAUGCUAAUGACAUAGCUUGGCAGCUGAGAUUUAGUCACCUGGUUGGCUAUGGUGCUAAAUAUUACUCCUACCUCAUGUCCAGGGCAGUUGCCUCGAUGGUGUGGAGGCAGUGCUUCCUACAGGACCCCUUCAAAACAUAAAAUAUGUGUAGUACUAUAUGUCUGGUCUAAUUAAAAAGGAGACUGUCAUUUGCAGAGUGUUACCGCAGAGAGAUGCUCGCUCAUGAAGAGCCUAUGCUGAUGGUCCAAGGAAUGCUACAGAAAACCCCUACCAUUGAAGACUUUGUUGAUGCACUAGUGUUAGACCUCGAUGUAAAUCCCCAUCUUAGUAGAUGAAAUGAAAGAUCCUUGUUAUUUAUUCAGUCUCAUACACUGGGUAUAACCUCUUCCCUAAUGUCUUACUGCCUUUAAAGGGGUCAUAUGACAUUGCUAAAAAAGAACAUUGUUUUGUGUAUUUGGUGUAAUGCAAUAUGUUUUUUUUUAACCUCAA